UCACAAAUGUCCACAAACAAACUUCCUGUCCCUGCAGAGCUGCCAGAAUGGCAAUGAGUUCCUCUGACAGGCUCUCUGCAUUCCCGCCCAGCACUGGACUCUAGCCAACGAGUUGGGGAAAGCUGCCAAGGCAGAGAGAACCCUGAGGCUUGCACAACACAACACACGGCAUCCCAGCAGCCAGGCAGCUAGGCAGACUAGCACCAAAAUGGCAGCAACGAUGACAGAAUCCGGGGGAGUGAAGGUCGUCACAGAGGUCAUCCCACAGACUGAUCCCCGGGCUGCACAGCUGGACUCAGUGGCACCACAUCCCAGUUCAGCCCAGGUCAAAGGCUUCAGGAAGGCACAGCCCAAGGCACUGGGGGCCAUACAGAUCAUAUCUGGUUUCACACAGAUCUCCUUUGGGAUUGCCUUGAUGAUAACUGAAUCCUCAGCCCCAGCCCUCACUGUAGCCAGCGGAGUCUACUUCUGGAUCGGCUUGCUGCUCGUGUCCUCAGGAUCCAUGCUGGUGGAAACUGAGAGAAGAGAAAGCGUCCGGCUGGUGAAAGUCUGCUACAUUCUCAGUGGCCUGGUCAUCCUGGCCACCCUGACAGCCAUGAUCAUUCACAGCGUGGAGAUCGGCCAAGACAUCCCGUGGUGCAGCAUGCAUGAGGACGGCAAAAUGACCCCACUGAACUGCUCCCAAAAUGUCUACAUUCUGAGUCACGGGAUUAACUCAACAUUCAUCCUGCUUUGCUUCUUGGAGCUGUGCACAGCUAUCGCCGCCCUGGUGUAUGGAUACAAGGCCUUGAAACAGCAGGACUACACGCAGAUGGUGCUGUGAUGGAGCAGAGGCCAGCUCUGCUCCUCCCACCCCCGAGGUGUACUGAGAACACGAUGAUUUCCCGCACUGGAGCCACAGCGACAUGGACCCUUGGCCACUCCUUCACUUUCCCAGGCAGGACGGCAGAGGGAGCAACUCUGAGCCUCAUCUCAUGCAGCCCACCCUAUCCCCACAACUCUUCUGUGUCUAGGGGAUAGGGGCAAAUGCUGAACCAGACACCAUUAUUCCUGAGUCCCCCAACUGAGAGAUGAGAGCAGCUUUAAUGCUCAAAGUAUCCCCUGACUUUCCCCGCAAACUCUUCUGUUUGUAACCUACUGCAGACCAUGACCUGUCUCAGGACCCUCCUCACAGAAUCCCCUCAUGGACUCUUACCCCUGAACUUCCUCCCCUCCCCCAAAACUAGAAGGCAGAAGUUAACUCUUUCUGCACCCCAAAACCCUCCCCUGAUUCCCAAACACUGCAGCCUGUAUAAGGACGGUGAAAACAAAUUGACCCACACACGCCUUCCCUGGCCCGUCAAACUCACCAGUCAGUAAAAGGGGAGGAGCCGGAAUGAGACUGAACCCAGCUCCCCCCCACUCAAAUUCUCCUGUGAUCCCUGGAACUCUCUACAACCGGAGCACAAGACAGCAAGCUCCAAAGCCAUCCUUCUGUCCUGCUCACACCUCUCCCCGAGUUCCACAAACCCUCCCAUCUGCACAGGCAAACAAGACGGAUGGGGAAGACAGUGGGAGUCAACAGGAUUAUAGAAUAGAAGUUGAUCCAUCCCUUUUUCUUGGUCUUUGCCCCCUGGUCUCCUCACACAACUUAACUGCACCAAGGCAGAGAGUGGGGGGUCUGUUUAAUAUUUUUUUUAAUUUUUGUUGCAGUAAAGGAGUGCAGUAAGCAAUAGGCUGUGGAUAGAAGGUAACAGAUUCUGUAGCCAGAUAUAAACACAUCUAUUACGUGAUGGAACAUACAGGGCAGCAUGCGAUAUAAAAAAAAAACCACUAGAGAUAUGAUAUCCUGAUUGUCCCAGAACAGAGCAGCGAUGCCAUGAUCUCCAUGUAAAUGCAACAUUCAGCCCUCAGUAACUCCUGAUGUCUUGGGCUUCCACCAAGAACUUGGCCCCUUUGUGUCCUGAAAAACUCACUUGUUCUCCUUUCAUGUUGUAUUAUCCCAUCCAGAUCACAUGUUUUAUGGACCAGCCCUUAGCACUUGACUUCUUUGCUGAUUUCCAGGUCCUUAGAAUGAUUUCUUCAGCCACUACUGAUGCUCUCAAACAACAUAUUUCUGGGGGAAAGUCAAAUCCUUAGCAGCCUUCAGGACUUGCAGAAUAAAGAGCUUAGGACCACCAGGGUUACUGCUGUUUAGAAUCGUAACUUUUUUCAAAUCUUCUUUGGUUUUAUGGCAGUGGUCAUCCAGCUCUUUCAUUCUGAGGAUCAUGUCAUAAAAGAAAGAUCUCACUGAUCUCCCUUCCCUUUCAGUAUCCCAAUUGUCUUCCGGUAUCCCACCGCUUCCAUUGCUUGGAUCUUAAAAUGUCUCAUUCUGUAACCCACCAGGAAGGAUUCAGGGUGCCACAACGGGAAAGCCACACCUCUAGGACAAUAUAAAUGUAACAGAUUUCCAUGUUCCCUUCACAGCUCCAGCAAGAAUCCACCUCUCAUGUGUGUUGCCAGGUUCAUUCUACUGCAUACCGUGCAAAUGCUAAAGAUGCAUUUUUAUUUUAUUUUAUUUUAUUGCUAUAUUAACCUGAGCUUACAGUAUUAUUAUAACAAAUGUUCCCACAGAAUGUUAUGUCUAGCUACAUCCCUAUCUGUUCAUUCAAAACCAAGCUUACCUCUCAAAUUUGAGAAGUGUUCCUUACCAGUCUGGAUUCUGAGUGGUACUGACUAGAUCUAGUCAGGACUUUUUCAGCAAAAAAAAAAAAAAAUUUUGUUUGGUGUGGAAAUGCCAAUUCACUGAAACCAAAACGGUUUGUGAGAAAAGGGUGGUUUUGAGGAACUUCUUGUUUUGAAAAAUUUGGGACAAAAGAGUUAGAAUUUUAUUUUUCAAACAAAAAAAAAUCUAUUUUUUCAGUGCAAAACUACUUUUCAUUUAUAAAUUUAAGCUAAUAAUAGCAAAAAGAAGUUAAUUUAAAAAGGUAAAAAUCAAAAUGAAAUGUUUUGAUCGACCCAAAUGAAAAAUAAUUAAAAUUUUUCAGUUUGCAAAAUGUUUUGAGAUUUUGACAUUUCAUCUCAAUUUGGGCCAAGAAAAAUUUCAAAAUUUCAAAAAUUUUAUCCAGAUGGGAACCGUUUUCUACCCAGUUUUACUACUGAGUACUCAGAGUUCUAGUUCACUGCAUUGGGCAUUGCAGAUAUUCAGCGCUGCUUAAGGUCAGCUGUUAGAUAACGACAGCAGAAAGUGUUAUAUAGACUGGAUCAGAAUACCAGAAUUUGUCCCCUGGAUCUUUCCACAGGAAAAAUUCAGUUUUUAAAUUUUCUGAUUGGAAAACGUUGGUUUUCUGUGGGGCAUUUCAAAACUAAAGCAAAAAAACAAACAAAAAACCACUUGUUUUGUUUUGAAAUGCCACUUUGAAACAAAACAAGAGAUUUAUUGUUGCAUUUCAAAAUGUAAUUUUAAAUUAAAAAUUUAAAUGUAUUUCAAUUUAUACUCUCAUUUCAGCUUUUGAAAAUUGAAGACAUUGGGAUGGUUACCCCCCCCAUUCCCUUUUUUCACUUUUUCCAGUGAAGAAAAAUGAGGAACAAGUUGAGAAAAGUAAAAAUAAAAUGAAACACUUGUUCACAGUUUUCUUCAGUUGUAAAAGAAAUUAAAAAUUAAUGAAAGUAGCACUUUUAAUAACUUUUUUAAAAUAUUUUUUCACAUCUUUUCAGUUCAAAAGAACUUUUCACUGUUUUAACUCUUCUGAGUUGGAAGAAGUUAAAAAAGAGGACGGGCGGGGGGGGAUUUCAACCACUUGUUUGCUUCCUCUAUUGAAAAAAACAAAGAGGAGAAAGUCACCAAAAGAGGAAUUUCCAAAACAUCACCAAAGGAAAACUGAGAUUUUUCAGUAUCCAAAACAAAACAACAUUUUAAGUCAAAUGUUAUGGAAUGUCAACAAAAAGGCUUGUUGCAAAAUGUCAGUUUAAAAACCCUGGACAUUGAUUCCUUAGAAAGGAAUUGUUUACAUAAGGAAACUGACCAGAAUAACUAUUUCACAAUAGCUCCCCAUCUGGACAUUCUAUUCCAGAAUAAAAAAAGUUACUUUACUCCAGAAUGUGCUUCCAAAGUGGAGUACCUAUUCUGAAAUGCAAUCACUUUUAUUCUGGAAUAGUGCCUCUCAAUAGUCAAUAUAACAUUACCCAUGAACUGUAACAUAAGAGAAUCAAGAAAGUGCUGACAAUGUGACCUGCUUAAACAGUUUUACAUACACCAAUACAAAGGUAACUGGGUGAACUUAUCUGGCGUAUGUUAUGUAGAAGUUCAGACCAAAAUGGUCUAAUGGCUCCUUCUGGCCUUAAAAACUAUUAAUCUAAAUCUUUGGAAAAUGAGGUCCAUGGGACACACUGCCUUGUUUAAGCUGGUAAACAGGCAAGCCUCAGGAUUCUGCUUAGAGCUCACACCUUUUAUUAUGUCAAUCACACAAUUAAUGUCUUUUCUGCAUAUAACAGGGAUGGUCAACCUGUGGUUUCGGAGCCACAUGCAGCUCUUCAGAAGUUAAUAUGCGGCUCCUGUAUAAGCACCAACUCCAAGGCUGGAGCUACAGAUGCAAACUUUCCAAUGGGCCAGAGGAUACUCACUGCUCAACCCUUGUCUCUGCCACAGGCCAUGCCUCCACUCCACUCCCUCCCCUUAGCCUGCCAUUCCCUCAUUCCUCCCUCUGCUCCCCCCAGAGCCUCCUGCAUGCCACAAAAAAGCUGAUUGGGAGAUGUGGGGAAGGAGGGGAAAGGUGCCGAUUCACGGGGCUGCCAGUGUGUGGGAGCUGAUGUACGGCUGCUGAUGUAUUACUGUGGCCCUUUGUCAAUGUACAUUGGUAAAUUCUGGCUCCUUCUCAGGCUCAGACUGGCCACACGGCAUAUAACCAACACAUGGCGAUAUUAGCAUUAGCGCUGAAGAGAAUAACCGUAUAACGCUGUCGUUCUGAACAACUGUUAUCAUUUCAGUAAAUACCAGCCUCUUCCCAUGCAAUUACCUUUUCAGAUUAAAAGUGCUCUCAUUUUA
Molecule: messenger RNA, 5002 nt
Organism: Gopherus evgoodei (Goodes thornscrub tortoise)
Lineage: Eukaryota; Metazoa; Chordata; Testudines; Testudinidae
Exons: 7
Coding region: 209-823 (204 amino acids)
Cellular component (GO): membrane
Source: RefSeq, a predicted model, not a curated record